This is a messenger RNA of Sipha flava (yellow sugarcane aphid), 508 nucleotides long. RefSeq lists its product as uncharacterized. The record is from RefSeq and is a predicted model, not a curated record. The transcript is spliced from 3 exons. The coding region runs from base 47 to 403 and encodes 118 amino acids. NCBI's taxonomy places the organism in Eukaryota, Metazoa, Arthropoda, Insecta, Hemiptera, Aphididae.
CCGUACAAAAUAACGUCGUUGGCUCUCGGACUGGUCAUUUCCAACCAUGAAGUCUGACGGGCCAGUUCUGACCUUUUGUGUGUUCGUUUGUGUCAUCGCCGUCGCUGUACCCCUGGUGACCGGGUCGACCUAUUUCGGUGGCACCACCGGUGUUGUCCAAGGACCGGGCUUUCGAAGGGAUCCGCUGAUGGCCAUGUACAAAGCGAUCUACUGUCGUAAUAAACAAUGUCCCAAUUGGAGGUGUCAAGACGAUUCGGCCAUGAUUCACGGACACUGUUGCGGAUGUCACAACAGUUUUGAAGUUAACGUGCCGGUAUUAUGCGUUGAAGAUUUAAAAUGUCCACUUAAAAUGAAGAACUUAUGCGAUGACUAUCAUUUUAUGAUUACAUGUUGUUGUUCUUGAACCUAUAUUGUAGAUUAAUGAUAUUCCUUAUUAAAUCAUAUUCACCGAAAACACUAUUAUUCACCAAUUUAUAUUUAUCGUAAACGUUUUGUAUUACUUAUUGUA